Molecule: messenger RNA, 1278 nt
Organism: Solanum pennellii
Lineage: Eukaryota; Viridiplantae; Streptophyta; Magnoliopsida; Solanales; Solanaceae
Product: 1-aminocyclopropane-1-carboxylate oxidase 2
Exons: 4
Coding region: 130-1080 (316 amino acids)
Source: RefSeq, a predicted model, not a curated record
GCCUCAAUCUUUUACACACACACCAAAAAAAGAAACUCACUUUCAAUAUAUUCCAUCUUUUUAUUCCACACACUAUUUACUCUAAAAAGAAAAAAAAAACAUUUCUUCCAUUUCUUCAAGAAAUUAAAAAUGGAGAAUUUCCCAAUUAUCAACUUGGAAAAACUCAAUGGUGUUGAGAGAGUAGCCACAAUGGAAAAGAUUAAUGAUGCUUGUGAAAAUUGGGGCUUCUUUGAGUUGGUGAACCAUGGAAUCCCUCAUGAAGUGAUGGACACUGUGGAGAAAUUAACAAAGGGACAUUACAAGAAGUGUAUGGAACAAAGAUUUAAAGAAUUGGUUGCUAAGAAAGGACUUGAAGGUGUUGAAGUUGAGGUUACUGAUAUGGAUUGGGAAAGUACUUUUUUCUUGAGGCAUCUCCCUUCUUCUAAUAUCUCUCAACUACCUGAUCUUGAUGAUGUAUAUAGGGAAGUUAUGAGGGAUUUUGCUAAAAGAUUAGAGAAGUUAGCAGAAGAACUCUUGGAUUUGCUUUGUGAAAAUCUCGGACUAGAAAAAAGUUACUUGAAAAAUACAUUUUAUGGCUCAAAAGGUCCAAAUUUUGGGACUAAAGUAAGUAACUAUCCACCAUGUCCAAAACCUGAUUUAAUAAAGGGGUUGCGUGCACAUACUGAUGCUGGUGGCAUAAUACUUCUCUUCCAAGAUGACAAGGUGAGUGGCCUACAACUCCUCAAAGACGGUCGAUGGAUCGAUGUCCCUCCCAUGCGCCACUCCAUCGUGGUUAACCUAGGUGACCAACUCGAGGUCAUCACGAACGGGAAGUACAAGAGUGUGAUGCACAGAGUGAUCGCACAAAAAGACGGGACUCGGAUGUCAUUAGCAUCCUUCUACAAUCCAGGAAAUGAUGCAUUGAUCUAUCCAGCACCAGCUCUAGUUGAUAAAGAGGCAGAGGAACAUAACAAACAAGUUUACCCUAAAUUUAUGUUUGAUGAUUACAUGAAGUUAUAUGCUAAUCUCAAAUUUCAAGCCAAAGAGCCAAGAUUUGAAGCCAUGAAAGCUAUGGAAAGUGAUCCAAUUGCAAUUGCUUAGAUUAAAAAUUAAAAAAAUUGGAAGAAAAUUAUUUGUUAUUGACAUACAUUAUUUGUUUUUUUUGAAGUAUAGUGGAAUUUAUAUAUUUUUAUUACAAAGUGUGUGUCCCUACUACAUGUGUGGUAAAGAGGACUAAAGUUUGUAUCUUACACAUAUUUUAAUACCCAAAAAUGAGAUGUGUUUCUGUUUUUCUCAUUA